AGGUAUGUUAACCUGGUUUGCCUUCCUCACGCCGUAGCAGCACCUACCGAUGGCACCAGAUGCUGGAUCACAGGCUGGGGUCGACUUGCUUCAGGAGGCGCCACUCCAGAUUAUCUUCAGCAGGUUUCAGUUCCCGUUGUAAGCAGAGCCCGUUGUGAUAGAGCCUAUCCUGGAAAAAUUCACGACUCCAUGAUCUGCGCGGGCCUUGACCAAGGAGGAAUUGACUCCUGCCAGGGGGACAGUGGUGGACCGAUGGUGUGUGAAACCGGUGGAAGGUACUAUCUACAAGGCGCCACCAGCUGGGGUUAUGGGUGUUCCAGCGCUGGAAAGUUUGGCGUUUAUGCCAAGGUGAAAUACCUGCUAAAUUGGCUAAAUACCGAAAUGGCGAAGAACUAA
Messenger RNA from Porites lobata, 396 nucleotides. NCBI's taxonomy places the organism in Eukaryota, Metazoa, Cnidaria, Anthozoa, Scleractinia, Poritidae. The record is from the annotation of a GenBank genome assembly.